Thecamonas trahens ATCC 50062 is the source of this 2352-nucleotide messenger RNA. Its product is annotated as ABC transporter B family protein. The record is from RefSeq and is a predicted model, not a curated record. The transcript has a single exon. Gene Ontology annotation, molecular function: ABC-type oligopeptide transporter activity; ATP hydrolysis activity; ATP binding. Gene Ontology annotation, biological process: transmembrane transport. Gene Ontology annotation, cellular component: membrane. The coding region runs from base 1 to 2304 and encodes 767 amino acids. Lineage: Eukaryota; Apusomonadida; Apusomonadidae.
AUGAAGCUCAAGUACGGAGCAGCGAUCCUGAUAGGGCUGAGCCUGCUGGAGUUGCUGGCGCAGGGCGGGGCGUUUGUGGGUGAGGGCGCAGAGCGCGGGUGGGCGACCGACGGGCAAUCGGUGCGCGGAUACUCGGUGCGGACAUCAACGUUUGAUCUCGUGUGCUUGGCGGUAGUCCGGUGUGUGGGCACUGGCUUACUGCUUGCGGCGUCGUACCGUGCGGUCUUUGGCUCGCCACUGCUGGGCUUGUUCAACUUUGCCGCCCUUGUCUUUACAGUGGUCAAGGCUGUGGUCGUGCUCCGGGCUGACGAGGCGUCGUAUCCUGCAUCGGCCGAGCUCACCCACGCCAUGGUCAUUGCUGCCCUAGCUUUUGCGCUCACGCAAGUCCUCGCCUUUUUCGUGGUUCGCGCAGACACGCGCGAUGCGUAUCUGAGGCUGGCGGCGGAGAGGCGUGGCGGGUACCUUGGGAUUAACGAUGCUGCCGGCGACGUGGCCGGCGGCGGGAUCAAGGCUGGCGGCAGCAGCGUCAGUCUGGACAAGCUCCCGCCAAGCGCGACGCUGCCGCGGCUCAUUUCGCUCGCCGGACCGGAGAAGGGCAUUAUUGCGGUUGGCCUGGUGGCGCUACUGGUGGCGGCGGCGGCGGCGCUGGCCAUUCCGAUGUACUUUGGCAAGAUCAUCUCGGCCGUCUCAGACGACCGAACAGCGUCUGACACACAUGCCGGCGAGGAUAAGCUCGCCACAUCGGUCCUCCAGCUCAUUGUUGUUUUUGUUCUGGGCUCUCUUGGCUCUUUUGUCCGCGGCUGGAUGUUCACGCUUGCAGGGCAGCGCGUGGUGGCACGACUGCGAACGCGGCUGUACGCGUCGAUUGUGGCGCAAGAGAUCGGGUUCUUUGACGCCAAUCGGACGGGCGAGCUCAUCAACAGGCUCUCGUCAGACACGCAGGUCCUGCAGAACGCGGUCACCAUCAACAUCUCGAUGUUUGCCCGGACGCUAGUCACCAUUCUCGGUGGAGUGGCCAUCCUUUUCGUCGUCUCAUGGCGGCUGACGCUUGUCAUGCUCUCUGUCGUUCCGGUCAUCUCUAUCGCUACCGUCAUCUACGGGCGGAUGCUGCGCGGGUUGCGCAAGGGAUUUCAGGACGCGCUGGCGACAGCCGGCACCACGGCGGAAGAGUCGAUUGCACAGAUCCGGACGGUCCGCUCGUUCUCCAACGAGUCGCACGAAGUGGCACGCUACACUGGCGACAUUCAGGCUUCAUACGCCAUCGGUAAGAGAAUUGCGCUGACGUACGGGUCGUUCCUCGGCGGCGUCACCCUCGCCGCCGAACUCGGCAUUGUGCUCGUUCUGUGGUACGGCGGCCGGCUUGUGCUCCACGGCUCGAUGACUGCGGGCUCGCUCACGGCCUUUCUCCUCUACACCCUCACCGUGGGUAUCAAUCUCGCGGCGCUGGCCUCACUGUGGACGACGGUCAUGCAGGCGCUUGGUGCAUCGGAGCGGAUCUUUGCGCUCCUCGACCGCAAGCCGCUGCUGCCGCCAACGCAGCCGGGCGUCGGUGUUUCACUGCCAGAGCUUGCGGGCGCCAUCGAGCUCCGCGACGUGAGCUUUUCUUAUCCGACCCGGCCGGACACGGUUGUUCUCGACUCGGUCUCGCUCACCAUCCAGCCGGGCUUUGUCACCGCGCUUGUUGGCCCAUCGGGCUCGGGCAAGUCGACGAUCAUGGCCCUCAUUGAGCGGUUCUACUCGCCCUCCUCGGGCACCAUCAUCAUCGACGGCGUCCCGCUCGACGAGCUUGAUCUCGCCUGGCUCCGGGGGAACAUGGCCAUGGUCUCGCAAGAGCCGGUACUCUUUGCCACCUCGAUUGCCGAGAAUAUUGCGUACGCCAAGCCCGAGGCCUCGUUUGCGGAGAUUGUGGAAGCCGCCAAACGGGCCAACGCCCACGAGUUUAUCACCCGGUGUGAGGGUGGAUAUGAUGCGCUGGUCGGCGAGCGUGGUGUGCGGCUUUCCGGUGGCGAGAAGCAGCGCAUCGCCAUUGCCCGGGCGCUGCUGAUCAACCCAUCGAUCCUGCUCCUCGACGAGGCGACGUCGGCGCUCGACGCCGAGUCGGAGUUUCUUGUCCAGCAAGCCAUCGAUAACCUCAUGGAGGGUCGGACUGCACUCAUCAUCGCCCAUCGCCUCUCGACGGUUCGUCAGGCCCACUUGGUGGUGGUUGUCGAGGACGGGCGCAUCGCCGAGGCUGGAAGCCACGACGAACUCAUUGCGCGCGGCGGCACGUACUCGAAGCUUGUCGACCGCCAGUUGCAGGCGUGACGGAGGUUGGCGCCGGGAAUGCUCCGAACAACACCGAACAGUACCGAC